AUGGAACUGAAAUAUGACCCUAUAUUUUCAGAAUCGGCAAGUUAUUCAAGCAGUUUUCCGAUCCCACAAUCAGCGUCCUUCUUACAAAACGAUCCAAAAGCUACAGUGGUAUUAUUGGGUACAGUCCACUUUAGUAAAAAAUCUGUCGAAGAGGUUUCCGAAAUAGUAAAUGUUUUAAAACCAAAUGCAAUACUAGUUGAAUUAUGUCGUCAGAGGGUAUCACUAUUAGAAUUAGAUGAUAAGAAAUUUUUAGAAGAUGCUAAAAACUUUGAUUCUAGAAAAUUAAAAGAAGCAGCUAAAGGUCAAAAUUUCGUCUCUGGUAUGUUACAUGCAAUGUUACUCAAGACGUAUGCGGACAUUGCUAAGGAGUUGGGCGUAGCACCGGGAGGAGAGUUUAGAAGGGCAUAUCAUGAGAUGAAAAAAAUACCCGGUUGUAAGUUGUUUCUCGGCGACCGACCCAUCCAAAUAACCAUCGCGAGGGCGUUUCAGUCGUUGAGUGUUUAUGAACUGGGUCAAGUGUUAUAUCACCUCACCACUGCGAAUCCAAAACCUUUGGACAAGCAGCAGUUAGAAAGGUACAAAGAUAAGGAUUUUGUUCAGGCGCAGUUCGAGGAGAUCACGCGAGAUGUGCCUGCCUUCAAGAAAAUAUUCCACGUGUUCGUCGACGAACGAGACAAGUGUUUAGCGUAUUCGAUACAGGAAUGUGUUCGGACGGUUCAAAAACCGCGCGUACUGGCCGUGGUGGGAAUGGGUCACGUAGAUGGUAUUGCAAAAUAUUAUGGCAAAAUGAGCCAAGAAGACAUUGUACCACUAUUACUCUUGCCGCAGCGGCCAAUGUACUCCAUACUAUUAAGGAAAGGACUUAAACUAACAUUUUACUUUUUGAUAUUUUCCUUUUUCUACAGACUUAUAUUUGGAUAAAAUAAAUAAAUAAAACUAAACAUUAUAUUUUUUGUCUUUAUACCUACCUAGAGAUUUUUAAACAUUUUAACUAUACGUUUAUUAAACAUGAUUUACCUAGAGAUUUUUAAACAUUUUAACUAUACGUUUAUUAAACAUGAUUUAAUUUAUUUGACAUGAGACUGUGGGACUUAUAAAAAGGCCCAUUUUCCAUCUGGCGGAGAUUUCCUGCUGAGCGGAAGAUAGAGACAGAAAAAAAUUGUUAGUUUCAACUUCAAGUGUCUAAAUGAAAAUACAACUCACAUUAUGCUCAUAAUCGAUAUUAGGGUGAACAGCGCCACAAGUAGUUAACUGGUAGAUACAAUUUAAUGGCACUCCCAAAGACGUAAAGUUAUAUUCGUAAAUAUCUGCGGCAAUCGUGUUUUAGUUAAGUAUCUAAUUAUUUUUUUG
This is a messenger RNA of Pectinophora gossypiella (pink bollworm), 1350 nucleotides long. RefSeq names its product traB domain-containing protein-like. Lineage: Eukaryota; Metazoa; Arthropoda; Insecta; Lepidoptera; Gelechiidae. The transcript is spliced from 8 exons. Bases 1 to 921 code for a protein of 306 amino acids. The record is from RefSeq and is a predicted model, not a curated record.